AUGGUCACGAUCGGAGCUUCAGUGUCCUCCAGCGAGGCUGACCGUCUUGCAGCCAAACAGUUUUUCAAUUGUGUGGAGGAAGCGGUAUUUUGUGACGACCAAUUCUGUACUGAGGAAGACCGCAGAUUGUUCCCAAGCAAAGCCAAGAUUCAGUCUCUGCAGGCUGCCUAUAUCGUUAUGUUGUACCAGAAUUGGGAAGGCAGCACUUCCAGCAAGGGUCGCAUUCGACGGUUUCGUUACAGCACAGUCGUUGCCGUUGCACGAGACGUCGGGGUUGGACACGCAAGGCACGAGAUUUACUCUGCUGCGACUUUCGACUGGCAAGAUUUCAUAUUACGAGAAGAACUGAUCCGAGUCAUUCUGUGGAUUUUUCUACUCGACACAGCUUUCGUGAUCUUCAACAAUGUGCCGCCUCGGAUGGCCAUAAAAGAAAUGAAGAUGAGCUUUGCCCGCAACGAUGCAUGCUUCCAGGCCUCAAAUAGCGAGAUUUGUUUGCAACAGGUCAUGAUCGGCCACCAGGAGCCUCAUUUGCUCUCGUCAGCAUGUGAGAUGAUUUGCAACGGAACGAUCACGGACGGCGAGUUGGCCAGCUUCGGACAUCUUGGUUCCCUCAAUCUGUUCGUUGCUACCUCGGCAAUCCAUUCCAUGAUCUUCCAGGCCCAGCAAUCAUUCAGUCCCCAGUUGCAGCUCGGUCCGAUCUACAAUGCCCUGGCGAACUGGCAUCUUUUGUGGCAGAGGCAUAUCAAAGCCGACGCGGUCAUGAGAUCUCAUGAUGUCGCAUUGCUGACUCUGGACAUAACGAGACUUUGGCAGCGUGAGGGAUUCUCACGUUUUGCACCCGAGUACUGGAUGCUAGCAAGCAUGCUCGUCCAACGACUCGACCGGACGGAACAAGAUGUGAUCGACAAGUCCCGCGAAGAUCCUGAAGUCAAGAUCGAGCCCAAGGACGAGCUCCUCGAGAAUUAUGAUACUGAUAUGCGACAAGUCAACAGUCUCAUCGCAGAGUUCCAGAAGGUCAUGCUCUGA
Molecule: messenger RNA, 1026 nt
Organism: Cercospora beticola
Lineage: Eukaryota; Fungi; Ascomycota; Dothideomycetes; Mycosphaerellales; Mycosphaerellaceae
Biological process (GO): DNA-templated transcription; regulation of transcription by RNA polymerase II
Cellular component (GO): chromatin
Molecular function (GO): DNA-binding transcription factor activity, RNA polymerase II-specific; RNA polymerase II cis-regulatory region sequence-specific DNA binding; zinc ion binding
Source: RefSeq, a predicted model, not a curated record